AUGAGCAACUCAUUCUCCGAAACACAGGCACAAUUGGACCGCCAAACGCGCGAAAUAGAACAAUGGUGGGCCCAACCUCGCUGGAAAAACACUAAACGUAUCUACUCCGCUCGCGAUAUCGCAGCACGGCGGGGAUCGAUGCCUACAGACACCGAAAACGCUUCGUCACUCAUGGCACGCAAACUCUACGCACUGCUAUCAGAACACCACGAUCGCAAAACUGUAAGCAAGACGUUCGGCGCCUUGGACCCCGUCCACGUCACCCAAAUGGCCCCCUACCUCGACACCGUGUACGUUUCCGGCUGGCAGUGCUCGUCCACGGCGUCCACCAGCAACGAGCCCGGUCCAGACCUUGCAGAUUACCCCAUGGACACCGUCCCAACCAAAGUGGACCAUCUUUUCAAAGCGCAGCGAUUUCACGACCGCAAACAAUGGGAGGAGCGCGCACGGUGUCAGACCCAGCGUGAAUGGGACGCUAUGGGAGCGCCAAUUGACUAUCUCCGCCCCAUUGUUGCCGAUGGAGACGCUGGACACGGUGGGAUCACGGCCGUGUUCAAACUGACCAAAAUGUUCGUUGAAAGUGGCGCUGCAGGUAUCCACAUGGAGGAUCAAACCUCCACUAACAAGAAAUGUGGCCACAUGGCCGGCAGAUGUGUGAUUCCAGUGCAGGAACACAUCAACAGACUUGUCACUGUGAGAAUGUGCGCUGACAUCAUGCACUCGGAUUUGGUACUCGUGGCAAGAACAGACUCCGAAGAAGCCACGCUCCUCAGCUCGACCAUCGACCCCAGAGAUCAUUAUUUCAUCGUGGGCGCAACCAAUCCAGACGUGCACGAAUCACUUUCCGAGAGCAUGGAUGCGGCUAUUUUGAAAGGACACGGCGGCAAAGAACUUGAAAGCUUGGAGGCACGUUGGUGUGAGAAAGCAGGUCUCAGACUAUUCCACGAGGCCUUUGCAGAGUCUGCGCGUAAACAAAACCCUUUCAAAUGCGAGCAGAUUAUUUCCGAAUUCAAUGCGCAGGCUGGUCCCUUGAGCGGCAUGUCCAUCAGACAGAUGCAAGCAAUUGCGCGGAAAUUGCUCGGUAAACCCAUUUAUUUCGACUGGGAACUACCGCGCGUAAGAGAGGGUCUCUACCGUUACCGUGGCGGCACUCAAAGCAGUAUCAUGAGGGCAAGAGCGUUUGCGCCUUACGCCGACUUGGUAUGGAUGGAGUGCAAUUCCCCCGAUUACGAACAAGCCAAGACCUUUGCAGAAGGCGUGAAAGCCAAAUACCCUGACCAAUGGCUCGCCUACAACCUAUCGCCCUCUUUCAACUGGAACACCGCCAUGGCUCCCGACGAGCUCAACACGUUUAUCGAGCGUCUGGGUCAUCUCGGGUACAUUUGGCAAUUUAUCACCCUGGCUGGACUACACACCAGUGCACUAGCCGUGAAUAAUUUUGCCAAGGACUUCGCCCAGAGAGGCAUGUUAUCGUAUGCGACAACCGUGCAGCAAGAAGAAAUCAACCAAAAGGUCGAUAUUGUCAAACACCAAAAGUGGUCGGGAGCCGAGUAUAUUGACAGUUUGCUCAAGUUGGCUCAAGGCGGAGUCAGCGCAACUGCUGCAAUGGGAGUGGGUGUUACCGAAGAACAAUUUCGCGAAAAGGGCAAGCUUUGA
Messenger RNA from Lachancea meyersii CBS 8951, 1656 nucleotides. NCBI's taxonomy places the organism in Eukaryota, Fungi, Ascomycota, Saccharomycetes, Saccharomycetales, Saccharomycetaceae. The record is from the annotation of a GenBank genome assembly.